Messenger RNA from Capsaspora owczarzaki ATCC 30864, 1210 nucleotides. RefSeq names its product cathepsin L2. Bases 51 to 1025 code for a protein of 324 amino acids. NCBI's taxonomy places the organism in Eukaryota, Filasterea, Ministeriida, Capsasporidae. Gene Ontology annotation, molecular function: cysteine-type endopeptidase activity. The record is from RefSeq and is a predicted model, not a curated record. The transcript is spliced from 2 exons. Gene Ontology annotation, biological process: immune response. Gene Ontology annotation, cellular component: lysosome.
CUUUGGUGUAAGCUUUGGUUUUCUCCUUCUCUUCUUUUCUCCAAACCAAAAUGAAGGCCUUCACCGCCGUCGCCCUGCUCGCGCUCGUCGCCUGCGCCGCUGCCAACCCGUGCUUUGACUCGUGGAAGGCCACCCAUGGCGUCUCGUACGCCACCGUCGGCGAGGAGACUGCCCGCCGCGGCAUCUACCGCGCCAACCUCGACUUUAUCGAGAAGCACAACUCGGAGGGCCACUCGUACAAGCUCGCCGUCAACAAGUUUGCCGACCUGACCUACCCCGAGUUUGCUGCCAAGUACCUCGGCCUCCGCUUUGAUGCCACCAACGCCACCAAGUCCUUUGCCGCCUCCACCUACCUGCCCCGCAUGGUCUCGCUCCCCGACUCGGUCGACUGGCGCACCGCUGGCAUUGUCACCCCCAUCAAGGACCAGGGCCAGUGCGGCUCGUGCUGGUCGUUCUCCACCACCGGCUCUGUCGAGGGUCAGCACGCCCGCAAGACUGGCCAGCUCGUCUCGCUCUCUGAGCAAAACCUCGUCGACUGCUCGAGCGCUCAGGGCAACGCUGGCUGCAACGGCGGUCUGAUGGACCAGGCUUUCCAGUACAUCAUCUCCAACAACGGCAUUGACACCGAGUCCUCGUACCCUUACACCGCCCAGGACGGCACGUGCCAAUUCAACUCUGCCAACGUCGGUGCCACCGUCGCCUCGUACCAGGACAUUGCCUCCGGCUCCGAGUCUGACCUCCAGAACGCUGUUGCCACCGUCGGCCCCAUCUCGGUCGCCAUCGAUGCCUCGCAGCCCUCCUUCCAGUUCUACUCGUCGGGCGUCUACAACGAACCCGCUUGCUCAUCCUCCCAGCUCGACCACGGCGUCCUCGCUGUCGGCUACGGCACCUCGGGCUCUUCCGACUACUGGCUUGUCAAGAACUCGUGGGGCACCUCCUGGGGUCAGUCGGGCUACAUCUGGAUGACCCGCAACUCCAACAACCAGUGCGGCAUUGCCACUGCUGCCUCCUACCCCCUCGUCUAAAAAAACAAAGCAACAAACAAGAGACGAGCGACGAUUGUCGGGAUAUCUAUAACGCUGCUGUUCUCCCUGUGUUUAUUUUUGUUUUGCUGCGUAUUUUUUUGGGUCCUUCUUGCAGCUGAUCUGAAGUGUACAUGGUCUUUUGCUUUUUUUGAUUUGACAACGGGAAUACAGCUCAGUUUGCGUUA